UGCCACUUUGAAUCCUACCCUUCAAGCCAGCAAAUACUGACAGUGGCUGAAGCUCUUGUUGAAAAGUUCCCCUGUCUUAAGGAGCCUGCAGGGCUGUAUGGCUGGCAGCAGCGAAUCAAGUACAAGAUGCAUAAUCACCGUGCCAAGCUGAGAACACGGAAGUAUGCCUAUCCUGAAAUUGAAGUAAACACAUUAAAGCGAAAGCUACAAAUUGAUGCAACCCCAGCAAAAAAUGUAAAGAAGGCAAAGAAAGCUGAGGUUAAUUAUCUCCCUCCACAUCCUAUUGGGGAAAACCAAGACACAUUGGAGAAGGGGAGACUGGAAUUAAUCAAUGAGGUGCAAAAGAAGAACAAUGCAAAAAUAAUCACAGAAAAAAUGUCGAAAACCUUUUCAAGUCGAAGACUGGAGGUGGUGACUCUCAAUCCAGCUAUCAGUGUCUUAAAAGAGAGGUGGCCUGCAUUCACUGAGCUUCAGGUCAAAGAAGAGUUCCGUCGUAUCACAACGGUUUCUCUGGAAGACACGUUCAUGCGGAAACUUGAUGCUUACACACCGCGUCUCCUGCAGCUGAUGCGUGCCAAAGGAGGAGCUGUUGGUUCCAGGAUGCAUCCCCUUCUGGACACUGUUAAUGAGUCCCAGAGCGUUGAGAAAAAAAGGGAUACUGUUGUCUGUUGCCUCAUUGAAUACCUUGGGGAACACCAGGAGGACCUCUUCCAAGAUUGCCAAUAUGAUGAACUGGAGGGCCCCAUGGAUCAAGCCAUGAAGGUGCUUGUUGUCCACAAUCCCAUGGCUGAUCACAAUCCAGCAGAAGUGAGAAUUGUGAUCGAGGGUAACCAAGUGCUGAGCAGGUGUGGAAACCGAACCCGUGCAUGCAUGCUGUUGAUGGGAUUAAUCUAUGCCCUCAACCUAGAGUAUCCCAAGAUGCUAAAGAACACCUUUGAAGUAUUCCAAAAACUUUUGCUAGAGCUUGAUGGAGCAAAGAUACUCAAAAAGGUCCAAACCCUUAAAAACAAACUAAUGGAGUGAACCGUUUGCAUACUGUGGAAAAAAAGUCUGAAUUUUGUUUUUAUAAAACAUUUUUUGAUUUUUAUAUUUUACAUUUAAUUUACAUUUAUAUUUUUAUUUUAUUUUUGACUAUUUUUGAGUACUUUAACUUUAAUGUCAUGUUGAUGAUAUGAAUAGAUCAUAUUGUGACAGUGUUUUGUGAUCCAGUUGUGCAGAGCUUUGCACAUUGUUCUUGUUAUUGAUCUAUAAUUGGAUAUGCACUUUUGAAGCCAUUGACAUCCUAUACAAUUGUAUGUCCUAUAGCAAUGGGAUAAUAGUUGAUCAGAAACAUUUGUUCUUAAUGAAACAGAAGUUCUUAAUGACCUCAACAACACAAAAUUGCACAGUAUUGUUCAAGAAACUGCCACAUUGAAGUUGUUAACCUCCUCAUCUUAUUGCCUUCCCUCUCACCUCUUUGUGCAAUGGUUUAUGAAGGGACAGUUUUUUCCAAAGUCAAAUGUAUAUUUGUCUUCUGUCUGGUGCUCAAAGCAGCAUCCAAACAUUAAAAACGGUUGUAUCUUUGUACAAAAAAAUGCAUUUUUAGAUACCUCAAGUGAGUCAGGUGUUCAGAGAUGAGGGCUGUGAGUGUGGAGAUGAAAUGUUCUGCAU
This is a messenger RNA of Monopterus albus (swamp eel), 1650 nucleotides long. RefSeq lists its product as uncharacterized. The coding region runs from base 127 to 1023 and encodes 298 amino acids. The record is from RefSeq and is a predicted model, not a curated record. NCBI's taxonomy places the organism in Eukaryota, Metazoa, Chordata, Actinopteri, Synbranchiformes, Synbranchidae. The transcript is spliced from 5 exons.